CCCCCGAGGUGUGGUGUGCAUCCCAGGAGAUGAACUGUUGGGAGGAGGGUGUGGGGGAACGUUGGGCGCUCCUCGUGGGGUGCCGUCACGUGAUCCGGGACGAGGUGGAGUUCGGCUUUAAGGGGGCGUCUCUUCCUAUCUUCCUCAAUCUUUAGGAUUUGAGCAGGAGAAAUACCGACGGAUCUUUCGUCCCUUCUUUACACCCUUCCCUCUUUAAUACAGGGGAAAAGACGUUUCAACGAAGAGUAUUCAGUUCAAAGGAAUGAAGAAUUUAGAAUAAUUUUGGUAAAUGAAUUCCAAUAUAUGGCAUAAGCUGGUUUGACCCAUUGAGAAGAAAUAUAAAGUCCGCUUGUCUAAUCUGUGGCAGCAAAAGCAGAGAAAAUGAAUUCAACACUAGUCUCUCAGAUUGAAAAUCAGUCAGUUCACUACAACAUCACAGAGAAUUCUCCGCUUCUCGCAUUCGAAGACGAUGACUGUCACCUGCCCUUGGCUGUGAUAUUUACCUUGGCUCUCGCUUACGGGGCUGUGAUCAUUCUUGGGGUCUCUGGAAACCUGGCUCUGAUUAUCAUCAUCCUGAAACAGAAAGAGAUGAGAAACGUCACCAACAUCCUGAUCGUGAACCUUUCCUUCUCAGAUUUGUUGGUGGCCAUCAUGUGUCUCCCUUUCACUUUUGUCUACACGCUGAUGGACCACUGGGUCUUCGGUGAGACCAUGUGCAAACUCAAUCCUUUUGUGCAAUGUGUCUCCAUCACAGUGUCCAUUUUCUCUCUGGUUCUCAUAGCUGUGGAACGGCAUCAGCUGAUCAUUAACCCUAGAGGAUGGAGACCAAAUAACAGACACGCUUACAUAGGUAUCGCGGUCAUUUGGGUCCUGGCUGUGGCUUCCUCUCUGCCCUUCCUGAUCUAUCAGGUAUUGACUGAUGAGCCCUUCCAAAACGUAACACUCGCUGCAUUCAAGGACAAGUACGUAUGCUUUGAUAAAUUCCCAUCAGACUCUCACAGGCUGUCUUACACAACUCUCCUCCUGGUGCUACAGUAUUUCGGGCCACUCUGCUUCAUAUUUAUAGGCUACUUCAAGAUAUACAUUCGUUUGAAAAGGAGAAACAACAUGAUGGAGAAGAUGAGAGACAACAAGUACAGGUCCAGUGAGACCAAACGGAUCAACAUCAUGCUGCUCUCCAUUGUGGUUGCCUUUGCCGUCUGCUGGCUGCCUCUCACCAUCUUCAACACUGUGUUUGACUGGAACCACCAGAUCAUCGCCACCUGCAACCACAACCUCCUCUUCUUGCUCUGCCACCUCACUGCCAUGCUAUCCACCUGUGUCAACCCCAUCUUUUAUGGAUUCCUGAACAAAAACUUCCAGAGAGACUUGCAGUUCUUCUUCAACUUUUGUGAUUUCCGGUCUCGAGAUGAUGAUUACGAGACCAUAGCCAUGUCUACGAUGCAUACAGAUGUUUCCAAGACUUCUUUGAAGCAAGCAAGCCCAGUCGCAUUUAAAAAAAUCAAUAAUGAUGACAAUGAAAAAAUCUGAAACCACUUGGGGCAUAUGGUUCCAGAUGAGAUCUGUGGAAAAGCAAGCACAACCUGCCACAUGUUUUUAUCACCUGUUCUCCCAGGGAAUGGAUUGAAAUCACCUGGGGGAAGACCAGGACUUUCUUAAGUAGCAUUUUACUGUUUGCCAUGAUGACUUGGAAUAUCUUGACAUGAUAUUGGAUCAAAAUGCUUGGGCUUGAAGUCUUCUAGUAAUCAUUUUGACCAGAUUUCCUUUUGGUGAAGUUAUGCAUAUGGCAUAAAGAUAAUUUUACACUAUCCUGUCAGCAUGAAAUUCUCUGAAGCACUGCAUGAGCUGACAUCAAAAGCAGAAGCUACCUGAUAUUCUCAAGCUAUGUGGCCUUCGAGAUUAGAUGAGAUUGCCAACAGACUGGACCAGCUUCGUUUAGUCUGUUACAAGGGUAACAGCAAGAAAGUCACCUUUCAGAAUAUUCUGGAGUCAAAAGAGAGACUGAAGUCAUUCAGCAAUGACUUUUUCUUAUUUAAACAGAGGACUUAAUUUGUUCCUCCUAAUUGAGUAUCACUUAAGAAAAAGAUGCAAAAAGAAUGCAUUUUCAGCUCUGAAUAUCAUAGGGAGUUAGGCCACCCACAAGAAUUAAGUGACAAGGCAGUUCCCUAAUUUCAGAUCUUUCCCUGUACCUGACAACCAAAGCAUUUUAGCAUAAUUAGCUUAAUAAGUAAGUUAGUUCUGCUGCAGAUAGUUAAAUCACAUACAUUGGAAUUGAUGGUCAAAAGGUUUUCUAUCCUUCAUAAGACCAUUCAGUGCUUGUCAAGCUUUCUGGCACAAACAUGUAACCCUUGGAGCAUUUCAAGCUUAUACUAUGUAGAAACAUAAAAUGUAUUUUCUAUACAGCAGUGCCUAUAUAGCAACUUUUAAACUCUCACUGUCUCUCUUUUGUGGCAGAGGACACAAGGACAAUGUUAAAGAAUGUUCAUUCCAAAUAGCAGGGAUCUGUACCUAAAAAUUUCAUAUAGCCAGCCAAUCUUAACUUGUACAAACAAUGUGACCUUUGGAGUUUUAUUAAUCUUACACUAUUAUAGAGUGAUGAGCAGUCAAGUCAUGCUAAGAUAUUUAAUUUCACGUAUCUUGUAAUGAUUGAGCCUCAGAAAAGAUAUUUUGGAGAACAAAGCUGUUUUAUUGUAUUAUAUGAAAUGUUAAGUGUGUUUGAUUUUAGGAGG
Molecule: messenger RNA, 2729 nt
Organism: Nannospalax galili (Upper Galilee mountains blind mole rat)
Lineage: Eukaryota; Metazoa; Chordata; Mammalia; Rodentia; Spalacidae
Gene: Npy1r
Product: neuropeptide Y receptor Y1
Exons: 3
Coding region: 382-1530 (382 amino acids)
Biological process (GO): G protein-coupled receptor signaling pathway
Cellular component (GO): neuron projection; plasma membrane
Molecular function (GO): neuropeptide binding; neuropeptide Y receptor activity
Source: RefSeq, a predicted model, not a curated record